AUGGACACGCUCAAAACAGUUUGGAAGGCGUUUCCAGGAAGCGAUUUGUUACAUGUUCCUGUAAUGGCGGACCAGGCAGAUAGCGAAACCAUUGGCUUCAACGACAACAGAAUGGCGCAGCAGGCGGCCCGGUUCCGCACCCCCACUCCUCCUGCUGCUGCUGCCCCUGCUCCAACCCCUGUGUUACGUGGUCCGCCUCCUCUGCUGAGACCUCCGCCUCCUUUUGCAUUGAUGAGAGGCCCUCCACCACGUACCCCUUUUUCCAGACCUCCCUUUGAGCCAAACAUGGCCCUACCUCCACCAGGGGGCAUGCCACCUCCUAUUAACCCUCAACACAUACAGCAGCAGAGGCCGCCCUUUCUUCCUCCAAUGGGGAAUAUGCCCCCUCCGCCUGGAAUGGUUUUUCCUCCUGGGAUGCCACCCGGGCCUUCCACUGGGACCCCUGCACUCAACCCAAAUGAGGAGAUUUGGGUUGAAAACAAAACACCAGAGGGAAAGGCUUACUUCUAUAACGCCAGGACCAGAGAGUCGUCUUGGACCAAACCAGAUGGCGUGAAGAUCAUUCAACAGUCUGAACUGAACCCGCUCCUGGCUGGAGGAGGGGGAGGCGCGGGUGGGACCCCAGGGACCAAUGCGAGUCCAAAUGGGCCAAACGGAUCCUCGGCGAGCUCUCCAAGCCCCACCUCCACACAGACCUCGCUCUCCUCCACCACAAUGAGCUCCAGCAGCGACACUACCACCACCUCCUCGCCAUCAGCGGCCAUCGCAGCCCCCGUUGUCACGGACAUGCCGCCUGUUGCUCCAGUCACCUCCACCGUUGCCUUGUCUCCGGUCACCGUGGUUACAGUCUCCACGAUGCCGUCUCCUGUCUCCGCCGUGCAGUCGAUGCCGCUGCUGCCGUCACCGCUGCAGCACACUGUGGCUCAGACAACCAUCUCUGCUGCCAUCCCCACUUUCCCCCCGGUCAUGGUGCCCCCGUUCAGAGUGCCCCUGCCCAGCAUGCACAUCCCCCUGCCAGGCAUGAUCCCUGGGAUGGCUCCUCCGCUGGUGUCCAUGAUGCACCCUCAGCUUGCGCUCUCUGCUGGCCCUGCUGGUCUCGCCGGGGCACUCCACCUCCCCGAAUGGACAGAAUACAAAACUGCGGACGGCAAAACAUACUACCACAACAACAGGACGCUGGAGUCGACCUGGGAGAAACCUCAUGCGGUUCUAGAGAAAGAAAAAGAGGCUGAAAAACUAGCGAUGCGUUUGGCUCAGGAGGAGGCGGAGGCGAUGGAAAUGGAGGACGAGGAGCACAAGCUGGAGAAUGCACUGCUGAUGAAAGAGGCUAAAGAGGAGGAGAUGACCGAGGAGGAAAAGGCAGCUCAGAAAGCCCGACCCGUGGCCACAAACCCCAUCCCUGGAACGCCGUGGUGUGUGGUGUGGACCGGGGACGACCGCGUUUUCUUCUACAACCCAACAACGCGCCUCUCCAUGUGGGACCGGCCCGACGAGCUGAUCGGCCGCAUGGACGUGGACAAACACAUACAAGAGCCACCGCACAAGAAGGGCCAGAACGACAGCAAAAAGAGUAUCAUUAAAGGCGAUUUGGAUCUUGGUCUUGCAGCUGAUGGUCUGGACGACGAGCCGAGCAAAGCCAAGAAGAGGAAGAAGGACGACUCCAAAGACGGAGAAACCGAAAAGGACGCGGCGAUGGAGGCGGAGCUGAAGGCCGCCAGAGAACGAGCGGUGGUGCCCCUGGAGGCUCGGAUGACUCAGUUCAAAGACAUGCUGCUGGAGAGAAGCGUUUCAGCGUUUUCCACUUGGGAAAAAGAGCUCCAUAAGAUUGUAUUUGACCCGCGCUACCUUCUGCUCAACCCGAAAGAAAGAAAACAGGUUUUCGACUCUUAUGUGAAGACACGCGCUGAGGAGGAGAGGAAGGAGAAGAAAAACAAGCUGAUGCAGGCCAAAGAUGAAUUUAGGAAGAUGAUGGAGGAGUCAAAGCUCACGGCAAGGACAACAUUUAGUGAGUUUGGCUUGAAGCACGGCCGAGACUCACGGUUUAAGGCCAUUGAAAAGAUGAAGGAUCGAGAGACCAUUUUUGUAGAGUUUAUGACUGCGAUGAGGAAGAAGGAGAAGGAAGACUCCAAAAACAAAGGAGAAAAGGUCAAACUCGACUUCUUCGACCUCCUGAGCGAGCACCACGUGGAGGGAAACCAAAGAUGGAGUAAAGUGAAGGAAAAAAUGGAGACCGACCCUCGAUAUAAAGCUGUGGAUAGUUCUGCAUUAAGAGAAGAACUGUUCAAACAAUAUGGAGAGAAGCAGGCAAAGAAUCUAGACAUCGACAAGGAGCGAGAGCUGGAGCGACAGGCCCGGAUCGAGGCCAGUCUGCGGGAGCGCGAGAGGGAAGUGCAGAAAGCCCGAUCCGAACAGACCAAAGAGAUCGACCGUGAGCGCGAGCAGCACAAGAAGGAGGAGGCCAUCCAGAACUUCAAAGCCCUCAUGUCUGAUAUGGUGCGUUCUUCUGAUGCCACGUGGUCGGACACGCGGCGUAACCUGCGGAAGGACCACCGCUGGGAGUGUGCGUCGCUGCUGGAGCGAGAGGAGAAGGAGAAACUCUUCAACGAACACGUGGAGGCUCUGGCCAAGAAGAAGAAGACACAGUUCAGACAACUGCUGGACGAGACCAAUAUGAUCACGCUGUCGACCACAUGGAAGGAGGUGAAGAAGGUGAUCAAGGAGGACCCUCGCUAUAUCAAGUUUUCAUCCAGCGACAGAAAAAGGCAGCGAGAAUUUGAGGAGUACAUCAAAGACAAGUACAUUACCGCCAAAGCUGACUUCAGGACGCUUUUAAAGGAGACAAAAUUCAUCACUUACAGAUCGAGGCGGCUGAUCCAGGAGUCCGAGCAGCACCUCAAGGACGUGGAGAAGAUCCUUCAAAACGACAAGCGCUACCACGUGCUGGAGUGUGUCCCGGACGAGCGCCGCAAGCUAAUCAUGUUUUACAUCGAGGACCUGGACCGACGCGGGCCCCCUCCUCCCCCCACGGCCUCGGAGCCGACCAGGCGCCCCACCAAGUGA
Messenger RNA from Knipowitschia caucasica, 3060 nucleotides. Lineage: Eukaryota; Metazoa; Chordata; Actinopteri; Gobiiformes; Gobiidae. The record is from the annotation of a GenBank genome assembly.